Molecule: messenger RNA, 1809 nt
Organism: Panicum hallii
Lineage: Eukaryota; Viridiplantae; Streptophyta; Magnoliopsida; Poales; Poaceae
Product: protein DETOXIFICATION 33-like
Exons: 7
Coding region: 75-1559 (494 amino acids)
Biological process (GO): xenobiotic detoxification by transmembrane export across the plasma membrane
Cellular component (GO): membrane
Molecular function (GO): antiporter activity; xenobiotic transmembrane transporter activity
Source: RefSeq, a predicted model, not a curated record
AGCUGCUGCCAGAGGCCAGAGCCCCCACCCUCUCCCUCCCCCGACGAUAGAAGGCGGCCGGCUAGCUAGCAGCAAUGGGUAAGGCGGUGCUGAGCAAGAGCUGGCAGGAGUCGAAGCUGCUGUGGCACAUCGCCUUCCCGGCCAUCCUGACGGCCGUGUUCCAGUUCUCCAUCGGCUUCGUCACCGUGGGCUUCGUGGGGCACAUCGGCUCCGUCGAGCUCGCCGCCGUCACCGUCGUCGAGAACGUCAUCGAGGGCUUCGCCUACGGCGUCCUGCUCGGCAUGGGCAGCGCGCUGGAGACGCUGUGCGGGCAGGCGGUGGGCGCCGGUCAGGUGGACAUGCUGGGCGUCUACAUCCAGCGCUCCUGGAUCAUCUGCGGCGCCACCGCGCUGGUCCUCACCCCGGCGUACCUCUUCACGGGCCCCAUCCUCCGCGCGCUCCGCCAGCCCGCCGACAUCGCCGCCGUCGCCGGCACCUACUGCCGCUGGGUGGUCCCGCAGCUCUUCGCCUACGCCGCCAACUUCCCGCUGCAGAAGUUCUUCCAGUCGCAGAGCCGGGUGUGGGUCGUCACGCUCAUCUCCGGCGCCGGGCUCGCCGUCCACGUCGCGCUCAACUACAUCUUCGUCACGCGCCUGGGCCACGGCCUCCUCGGCGCCGCCAUCGUCGGGAACAUCACCUGGUGGCUCAUCAUCGUCGCGCAGAUGGGGUACCUCGUCUCCGGCUGCUUCCCGGAGGCGUGGACGGGCUUCUCCAUGCUCGCGUUCAAGAACCUCGCCGCCUUCGUCAAGCUGUCGCUCGCGUCCGCCGUCAUGCUAUGCUUAGAGCUCUGGUACUACACUGCGGUGCUCAUCCUUGUAGGUUUCCUGAAGAACGCACGACUUCAGAUUGACGUCAUGUCCAUUUGCAUCAAUUACCAGCUCUGGACCCUGAUGGUUGCACUGGGAUUCAACGCAGCAGUCAGCGUGAGGGUGUCGAACGAGCUGGGCGCGAACCGGCCCAAGGCGGCCAAGUUCUCGGUGGUCAUGGCGGUGCUGACGUCGGGCUCCAUCGGCGCCGUCUUCUUCGCCGUGUUCAUGGCCUGGAGGACCGGGCUGCCGCGCUUCUUCAGCGAGGACGAGGACGUGCUGAGGGAGGCCGCCAGGCUGGGCUACCUCCUCGCCGGCUCCAUCUUCCUCAACAGCAUCCAGCCCGUGCUCUCGGGCGUGGCGAUCGGGGCAGGGUGGCAGGCGCUCGUGGCGUUUGUCAACAUCGGCAGCUACUACAUCGUCGGCAUCCCGCUGGCAGCCCUCUUUGGGUUCAAGCUCAAGAUGGAUGCAAUGGGGAUUUGGGUGGGCAUGACACUGGGCACUCUGCUCCAGACGGCCAUACUCCUCUUCAUUUCCUACAGAACCAAAUGGGAUAAACAGGCAAUGCGGGCCGAGGAGAGGGUAAGGGAGUGGGGAGGAAGGAGCGACGCCCUGCCGUCGGCGACGCAGGUUGCGCCGGCGAUCGAAGACGCGGAUCGGUUGUCAAAUGGUUCUGGAGACUUGCAGCUGCAACCGCAACACAGAACAGGGUAGAUUUUUUUUAGGAUUAAUAUGUACAGAUUGAUUGAGUGGAGCUUAAUAGUGCCGGAACCCCCUUUAAGUUCCCUUUCCAAUCUUGAACGACUUUUGCCCAUUUUUUGUCAGAAGAUCACAUGCUGUACUUAGAUUCAUUUUCAGUUUUUAGAUAUUUAGAAAGAAAUUCUUAUUUAAAUUUCCCAUUUUCUUCUUGUAUCUAGAAAUGCUAGCUUGCCGAAAAUAAAGGAAAGGUGAGUGCACAUAUCCA